This is a messenger RNA of Trachemys scripta elegans, 3882 nucleotides long. RefSeq names its product zinc finger protein 3-like. The transcript is spliced from 10 exons. The coding region runs from base 29 to 1738 and encodes 569 amino acids. Lineage: Eukaryota; Metazoa; Chordata; Testudines; Emydidae. Gene Ontology annotation, molecular function: RNA polymerase II cis-regulatory region sequence-specific DNA binding; DNA-binding transcription factor activity, RNA polymerase II-specific. The record is from RefSeq and is a predicted model, not a curated record. Gene Ontology annotation, biological process: regulation of transcription by RNA polymerase II.
GGGAAACCUUUGUUUUUGCAGCGGGGCCAUGGCCGGGGCCGGGAGCGCAGCGCUGAGGCUGCUCCAGCCCUGCAGCCCGCGGGGCAGCGCGAAGGUACCACAAAAGCAUCUGGCCCCUCUGGGAAAAGAGAGAGAAGCAGCCAAAGCCGAGGAGGAGUGGCAAAGUGAGAAGCUGCUGAAACAGACGGAAGCCGAGAGGCAGAAGAUCGUCUGGGAGUGGAAGGAGCUGCGAGGGUUUCUGGAGGAGCAGGAGCAGCGGCUGCUGUCCUGGCUGGAAGAGCUAGAGAGAGCCAUUGUCCAGAGAAGGGAUGAGGGCAUCUGCAGCCUGUCCUGGGAGAUUUCCCUGCUCAGUGAGAGGGGAGGAAAGAAGGGGCAGCAGCCGCUGAGCCAACCCCUGCAGGGUGCUGGGAGCACUGGGGGCAGCAGGGAGGACAGGAUGUUUCAGAAGCCGGAGCUGGAGUUUGCAGAGCUGGAGAAGAGACUCAGUGAUUUCUCUCUGAAAAGUGCCAUGCUGCAGGAGGUGCUGCUGGGAUUCAAAGAGACGCUGCGACUAGAGCUGUGGAGCAACACAGCAGAGCUAGAAUUAUUGAAAGGCGUUGCACCGGAGAGUAAAGGCACAGAGGCAGUGGCUUGUGGGGAACAGGGAGGCAGAGUAACACCCACCUUUGGCUCCAGAUUGUCCCAGCCUCCCACAGGACAGGGAAGGGAACUGGCUGUAGUGGAGCCAGUCCAGGGGCCGGUGACCUUCGAGGAGGUGGCUGUGUAUUUCACCAGGGAUGAGUGGGCGCUGCUGGACCCCCGUCAAAGAGCCCUCUGCAGAGAUGUCAUACAGGAGAACUAUGAGAAUGUGACCUCGCUGGCAGGUGAUGCAAUGGUAUGUGACAAAGAGGAGCAGAAUUCUCAGAAGGAAAACGUUGAGCAAGUGGAUAAACACAGAGCAUUAUCGCAUAGAUCAAAAAGGAAUGUGUCCAGGAAUCAUGAGCAGGAAAACUCCUGUGAGAUUCAGCACAGUCCAGAAAGAGAGCUGGGAAACCAUCCAAGGGAGAAAGUGGGUAAAUGUAUUUCCUGUCGGGGAACUCAGAAGGACAUCAAGGAAACCACAACACAGCAGGAAAUCCUCAUGGGAAAGAGAAAAAAUACAUGCACUGAGGGUGGAAAAAAUUUAUGUGACUCCUCAGUCCUUAUAAAGCAUCAGAGAAUCCCCACAGGUGAGAGGCCCUUUGAAUGCAGUGAGUGUGGGAAAAGCUUCAGUUGCAGCUCGCACCUUAUUAGGCAUCAGAGAAUCCACACAGGAGAGCGGCCCUAUGCAUGCAGUGAGUGUGGGAAAUGCUUUGCUAAGAACUCAGCCCUUUCUGAACAUCAGAGAAUCCACACAGGGGAGAGACCCUAUGAAUGCAGUGAGUGUGGGAAAAACUUCACUCACAGUUCAGGCUUUUUUCACCAUCAGAGAAUCCACACAGGGGAGAGGCCCUAUGAAUGCAGUAAUUGUGGGAAAAGCUUCAAUCGCAGUUCGAACCUUAUCAGGCAUCAGAGAAUACACACAGGAGAGAGGCCCUACAAAUGCAAUGAGUGUAGGAAAAGCUUCACUAGCAGCUCAGCCCUUUCUGAACAUCAGAGAAUCCACACAGGGGAGAGGCCCUAUGAAUGCAGUAAGUGUGGGAAAACCUUCUCUUGGCACUCAACCCAUCUUAGCCAUCAGAGAAUCUGCAAGGGAGAUCAACUCCAUAAAAACCUCUAGGGCAGUAGUCCCCAACCUUUUUCAUCUGGCAGGUGCCAGACAAUGAGCCACAGAGGACUGUGAUGGCGGACGAGCAUCCGCCGAAAUUCUGCCGACAAGCGGCAAUGUCAAUAGGUGUCACCCCUGACAAGCAGCGUCAUCCAGAGGUGCCGCCGCCGAAAUACCGUCGAAAAUUGGUGGCAUUUCGGCAGCGAUGCCUCUGUAUGACAUGGCUUGUUGGCGGCAUUUCGGCAGAUGCUUGUCUGCCAGCCAGUACGCGGGCACUAUGGCUCCCGUAGGCACCGUGUGGGGACCCCUGCUCUAUGGCUAUCAAUACUUUUUCUCUUUAAUAAUUUUCCUGAUUCCCACAUAGUAACUUUUAAAGCUUUUUGAACUGUUUGCUGCACCAUUAUCCCUCAGUUUGUCCAGAUGAGUGGCCCAUUUUUGUCUUUUUGCAGUUUGCCCUGUUUUGAGGUGGACCCAUUUGUCCUGUCUAUCAAUUCGAUUGUCUCGUGAGUAAUUCCAGUGUGCCCUUCCUAUCAGGAAACAGGGAGCAUCACAUUUAUACCAUUCAUCCUAUUGCAAAGUUAUUGUUAGAAUCACCAAUGAUUCAGAUUGUAUCAUUGCCAGUUCUCACGUUGCUCUGGGUUGUGCCAAAGAGCAGUUAUAUUGGGAACUUUUCAAAUUAUAUGUAAAUGAAGAGGAGCAGAGGGAGGAAAAAAGUGUUAUUUCAGCCUCUGUGAUACUGGAAGAGUACGGGGUGACUCAGAGAUUCCCUCCUUCCCCAUCACUGCAGAAUUGUUACCUUUUGUCUGACCCAUGUAGAGUUUAUCUUCAUCACAUUCUAUCCAUCCACUUCUCAAAGUGUCAUGUGAUGAAGCUUUCUCCAUUGUCUGCACUUGGAGAUGAUGCUUUGACUUCUUUAAUCCUACAUCAGAGUCGCUAUGACUGGAGAUGAAACUGUCAAAGACCUGGAAGGGGAAUUCAAAUCGAUCCCAAACACAGUGUGAUCAUUUGGAGUUUAAAUCCCAGGUUCCAUCUAUUGAUAAAGCCACUUCAGGCAAGGUGGCUGUUUUGUCCCCCAUUAGGAUACUAAACAUGUUGUAAAUAACAUAACUGACUAUUGAGACAGUGCUGAAUGAAGCAGGUUUGAAUGGAUCAGAGGAUAAUGUGAUGGGAGAAUCUCUUGUUCUGAUUCUGAAUAAUCAGAUGUAACCUGCUCUGGAAUUUCACUUGACACUUCCAUUGUCAUGUAUUCUGUCUCUCUGUGAUGUGGGUUUCUAUCUUUUCUGAAGGCUGUUUGGUCACCCAGUUGGAUAUUAGUUCAGUUUGAUAGGAUGUAGCUCAGAUUUAUUGGAGACUUUAGACAAAUGGCCAUUUGCUAAAGUCGUAAUUUCUCACUUCAGUUUUGCUUUUUCCCCCAUCCCUCUAUUAUGACAUAGAGAAAGUUCAAGUGCAGUUCUGUCAACAGGAGAGAACUCUCCAAUUUACUUGACAUGCUAACAAAGAAACAGCAGUGAUUUAAAAUCUCCAUUCAGAAAUGGUUAACAACAGCAGAACCCCAACUAACUGAAGGAAGUGCAUAUGAUCACAGUAUCAGAGGGGUAGCCGUGUUAGUCUGAAUCUGUAAAAAGCAACAGAGGGUCCUGUGGCACCUUUGAGACUAACAGAAGUACUGGGAGCAUAAGCUUUCGUGGGUAAGAACCUCACUUCUUCAGAUGAUCACAGUGUAGUUCAAUUGUUGAAGUCAAUGUUGUCUCAGAUGAUCUGGGGACAGAAUUCCAUAUUAGGUGAUUUUGAACUAGGCAAAAUGCCCAUGUAUUUGGUUCGCAAAUGAUGUGUAGCCCAGGCCCUACAAAAGAUCUCUCCUAGCUAAUCCUAUGUUAUGGGGAAUGCUGCCCUUCAUGACACAGAUGUUUAGGAAAUAGAAGUGGGAUUUUUGUUAAAUUUAUCCUUUGUAGGUGUUAAAAAUUUGUAUAAAAUCAGUGUUAGAAAUUUAAUAGCUGCAGAAAAAUAAUUAUUUUUGAAUAGAAUCUCCAGCUCUGGUAACAAACGAAGAUUCUGAUCCAGCCCUGUAUCCUGUCCCUUGCCUGGAACUGUGCCACCCAGUUAAAGACAAGCUGGGUAUGUUUUGGGAAGCCAUUCUUCACUAAUACUGCUGAGAU